This is a messenger RNA of Saccostrea echinata, 1845 nucleotides long. Its product is annotated as glutathione hydrolase-like YwrD proenzyme. The transcript has 11 exons. The record is from RefSeq and is a predicted model, not a curated record. Lineage: Eukaryota; Metazoa; Mollusca; Bivalvia; Ostreida; Ostreidae. Bases 9 to 1694 code for a protein of 561 amino acids. Gene Ontology annotation, biological process: glutathione catabolic process. Gene Ontology annotation, molecular function: glutathione gamma-glutamate hydrolase.
UUAGAACGAUGUCUGUCGAUUUCAAUUCCAGAAGAUCAUGUGUUGUUUGUACGAAAGGUUGUGUGGCAAGUAGCCAACAUUUAGCCUCAGAAAUUGGCAUUGGUAUUCUCAAAAAGGGAGGCAAUGCAGCUGAUGCUGCUGUUGCUAUGGCAGCAGCCUUAAAUGUAACAGAGCCUUGCUCUACAGGGAUUGGAGGAGAUGCUUUCUGUCUAUUUUAUGAUUCCAAAGCAAAUGAAGUGCACAGUGUCAAUGGAAGUGGUAGAGCCCCUUCUAAGCUGACUGUAGAAUUGCUUCACUCACAGGGAUUUUCCAUGACUCAGCCAUUUCCUGCCCAGACACAUGGACAUUCAGUGACUGUGCCUGGAGCUCCUGCAGCAUGGAUAGACACAGUAGAGAAAUUUGGAAGUGGGAAGCUUUCAAUGUUGGAGAUACUGGAUCCUGCCAUAGAGUUAGCAGAGACAGGGUACCCAGUCCAAGAGCUUACUGCUUCAUUUUGGAACAAAGGAUCCUAUUUACUCACUGACCCUAACAACAGAUAUGGGACGGACAUGCUACUUAAUGGACAAGCUCCAAAACAUGGAGAAAUUAUGAGAAUGCCCCACCUUGCAAACACCUUAAGGGAGCUGGGCAUUCAAGGGAAAUCAGGAUUUUAUUGUGGUAGAAUAGCAAAAGCGAUUGCUGACGUGGUGCAAUACCAUGGCGGUGUUAUGACGACGGAAGAUCUCGCAAGCCACGUGACCACCUUUGAGGAUCCAAUCAGUAUCGACUAUAAGGGUUAUAAGGUUUGGGAGGUACCUCCGAAUGGUCAGGGUAUAACAACGCUGAUAGCUCUUAAUAUACUAGAAGGCAUGGACCUGAAAGGAAUGGGUCACAAUUCUGCUGAAUAUAUCCACAGUUUAGCCGAGACCUUAAAGCUGAGUUUUACUGAUACAACAUGGUUCUGUGCUGACACGUCCCAAGUUGAGGUUCCUAUAACUCAACUACUGUCUAAAGAGUAUGCUGCCAAGAGAAGGUCUUUGAUCAAGUCUGACAGAGCAUCUAGUGAUGUCCAACGUGGCAGUUUUAGUGUUGGAAAUGAUACGGUGUAUUUUACCACGGCAGACAAAGAAGGCAAUGCAUGUUCCUUCAUCAAUAGCAACUUCAUGGGGUUUGGAACGGGGUUUGUACCAGAGGGAUGUGGCUUUACACUACAGAAUAGAGGCUGUGGAUUUUCUUUGGACCCCAAACACCCUAAUGUACUUGCCCCAAACAAACGACCAUUCCAUACCAUUAUUCCUGGCAUGGUGACUGAUACUAAUAGCAAUGAAUUAUUGGUGAGCUUUGGUGUAAUGGGAGGGUUCAUGCAGCCACAGGGGCAGGUGCAAACGCUUUUAAACAUGAUUGAAUUCGGGAUGGACCCCCAGAAGGCUCUUGACGUUCCGAGGUUGUGUGUGGGAGGAAGCUACGGGUACGACAGUGCAAUUAUUGCUGUAGAAGAGGGGAUCUCCCCCGAUGUUGUUCAGAAACUGAAAAGUUUUGGUCACACAGUGGAAGGUCCUGUUUGUGGAGAAAACCGAAGUCGUUUCGGUAGAGGUCAGAUAAUUACCAGGGGACCUGUUUUCAGGGGUCAGGAAUAUAGAAAAGAAAUCAUCCCCACUCUAUGGGCUGGCUCCGAUCCUCGAGGUGAUGGAAUGGCGAUUGGAUAUUGUACUUGAUUUCCUGAGGAAGGCGCGAACUGUAAAAGAAUGUACAGUAAUUAAAAACGCAAAUGUUUAUAAAUAUCAUAUUUAAUACAAAAUUUAAUACAAAAUGGCUAACUAGGUGUACCUGCUUAUAAGAUAAGGGUGAAACGAUAUACCUGUAGAA